CUCUGUUCGUUUUCUUCUUAUCGAACGAGAGAGGAGCUUCGAAAAGGAAGCUGAAUGUCGAUCACUAAUUGCUGUAAAUCAAGAAUUAACAGAAAAUUAUCAUCGUUUCGGUGUCAUUUAGUCAAGCUAAGACUGAAAGAAAAAAAAAUCAAGCAAGGAAUGAAUUUCAAAGUUUCUCUAAUAUCAGGAAGGUCGUUGUUGGACGAUUUCUCGAGUUUGGGACUGAUUUAGUACUUCAGAUACAGUUUCAUAUGCUAUGGAAAUAUCGAAUGAUUCAGCCACAAAGAAAACAAAGAGAUUGACUUCUGUUGUAUGGAAUCACUUUGAAAGGGUUAGAAAGGCUGACAUCUGCUAUGCUGUCUGUGUCCAUUGUAACAAAAAACUCAGUGGAUCAAGUAAUAGUGGAACAACACAUCUUAGGAAUCAUUUAAUGCGAUGUCAGAAAAGUUUUAACUUUGACGUGUCUCAACUACAGGCUGUAAAGAGAAAGAAAAAGGAUAAUACUGUUAGCCUUGCAAAUAUUAGCUUUGAUGAAGGAGAAAGAAAAGAUGAAUAUAUCAAGCCUCUAAAUAUGAAUUUUGAUCAUGAUCAGAAAAAGGAUGAAGUUAUCAAUCUGGGGUGUGGCAAGUUCGAUCAGCAGAGGAGUCAGUUUGAUCUUGUCCGCAUGAUUAUUGUACAUGAUUACCCAUUAGCCAUGGUUAAUCAUGUAGGAUUUAAGGUAUUUGUAAAAAAUCUGCAGCCAUUGUUUGAUGUAGUGUCAAAUGUUUCAGUAGAGCUUUCCUGCAUGGAAAUUUAUGAGAAAGAGAAGCAAAAAAUGUACGAGUCUAUUAGCAAAUUGCAUGGCAGAAUUAACAUUGCUGUUGAAAUGUGGUCCUCAACAGAAAGUGUCCAGUACAUGUGUUUGACAGCACAUUAUAUUGAUGAGGACUGGACAUUACAGAGGAAGAUCCUGAAUUUUGUCACACUUGAUUCUCCACAUACUGAAGACAUGCUUUUAGAAGUAAUUAUCAAGUGCCUGAUGGAAUGGCAUAUUGAAUACAAAUUGUUUGCCAUGACAUUUGAUGAUUGUUUAAUUGAUGAUGAUAUUGUCAUUAGGAUCAAGGACCGGAUUUCUGAGAGCAGGCCCCAUUUAGGCAGCGGGCAAUUAUUUGAUGUGCGCUCUGCUGCUCAUGGUUUGAAUUUGAUUGUUCAAGAUGCCAUGGAUGCACUUAGAGAGGUGAACGAAAAAAUUCGAGUAAUCAUUAGAUAUGUCAAAAGUUCGCAGGUAAGGCAAGGAAAAUUCAAUGAGAUUGUCCAACAGCUGCGAAUUAACUGUCAGAGAAGCCUGAUUCUUGAUUGUCCAACUCGAUGGAACACAACGUAUCUGAUGCUUGAAACGGCUUUGGAAUAUAAGGCUGUUUUUAGCCUAUUGCAAGAGCAUGAAUCCUCCUACAUGUCAGCUUUAACUGAUUCUGAGUGGGAGUGGGCAAGUUCCAUUACUAGUUAUCUGAAAUUGUUUGUUGAAAUUACAAAUGGUUUAUUAGGCAACAAAUUUACAACUGCGAAUAUAUAUUUUCCCGAGAUUUGUCAUGUCCACAUCCAACUAAUUGAGUGGUGCAAGAGCCCAGAUGAUUUUCUUUGUUCCCUGGCACUAAAGAUGAAAGCUAAGUUUGACAAGUAUUGGAGCAAGUGCAUUUUGGCUUUGGUAGUGGCAGCUAUUUUGGAUCCCCGAUUCAAGAUGAGGUUGGUGGAGUACUACUAUUCUUUAAUUUAUGGCAGUAGUUCUCUGGAGAAAAUCAAGGAAGUUUCGGAUGGUAUUAAGGAACUUUUCGAUGCAUACUCAAUCAGCUCGACAUUGGUUGAUCAAGGUUCUGCUUUGCCUGGCAGCAGCUUUCCUAGUACCGGUGUGGAUCCUAGGGAUAGACUAAAGGGUUUUGAUAAAUUCGUCCAUGAGACUUCUCAAGGUCAGAGUGUAAUAUCGGAUUUGGACAAGUAUCUGGAGGAACCAGUCUUCCCUCGCAAUUGUGAUUUCAACCUCUUAAAUUGGUGGAAAGUUCACGCGCCAAGGUACCCUAUCUUAUCCAUGAUGGCACGUGAUAUUUUGGGUACGCCCAUGUCAACUCUUGCACCAGAUUUGGCAUUCAAUACUGGUGGAAGAAUGCUUGAUUGUCGAAGUUUGUUAAGUCCAGAUACUCAACAGGCUUUGGUAUGCGCACGUGAUUGGUUGCGGAUUGAAACACAAGAAGUCGAUUCGUCCUCUGCUCUUAGUUCUCUAUGCUACAUCGUAGCAGAUUAAUUGGUUCAUGGUAUGUUCUCUCAAUCCCCGUGUUGGCCAUCUGUGUAUUCAUGCAAGGUUUGACAGAUUUGUUAUCUGCUAUGUCAACAACUGGGUCCUUCUCUUCAAUCUGGUGUCGGGUGGCGUUGGAUGAAUCUACAUUUUACUUAAAGUUUAUAAAGAGAUCCCUCUUUUAUUUAUGAAAGAGCCAUUUACUUUUCAGUUUACAGCAGAAUGGCAAACCUGUUCCUAAUGACUUCUACUUGCAUAGUUGCUCUGUUAUGUGCUCCUUUGGCUAGUGUGGACGAAACUAUUUUUGCAUUACUUCUGGAUUUUCAUGUUAUAAAAGUCGAGGGGUUCUUAGCCAAUUGACCCACUAGACUGUGCUUAGAAGAAAAAUUUUCUGUUUGCUUUUUGUACAGAGGGCAAACAUGUCUAGAGUUUCACUGAAAUGUUGAACGCAUAGUUUUCUUCUUUCGACAUCCUUCUGAAGGAUAAA
This is a messenger RNA of Tripterygium wilfordii, 2753 nucleotides long. RefSeq names its product zinc finger BED domain-containing protein RICESLEEPER 2-like. Gene Ontology annotation, molecular function: protein dimerization activity; DNA binding. The transcript is spliced from 3 exons. The record is from RefSeq and is a predicted model, not a curated record. The coding region runs from base 257 to 2275 and encodes 672 amino acids. Lineage: Eukaryota; Viridiplantae; Streptophyta; Magnoliopsida; Celastrales; Celastraceae.